This is a messenger RNA of Lytechinus variegatus (green sea urchin), 5322 nucleotides long. RefSeq lists its product as uncharacterized. The transcript is spliced from 11 exons. Bases 583 to 3099 code for a protein of 838 amino acids. Lineage: Eukaryota; Metazoa; Echinodermata; Echinoidea; Temnopleuroida; Toxopneustidae. The record is from RefSeq and is a predicted model, not a curated record.
GAGACAUACGAAGAAAAAUCACGAAAGUGAUAAUUAUGGGCGAAUUAUAUAUGGAUGGAAAGGUCUUGUCUUCUUUAACACAAAUACGUCACUAAAAAGUUUUAUAGAUAUCGGGGAAAUGCAAGAAAUGUAAUUAUAAAAGGCCCUUCUCAGCCCCCCAGACGAACGAUAUUUCGCAGUCGAAAACGGUCGACAAUAAUGACGUCACACAAUAAACCGCUCUUCAUCUCUCUCUCCAUACUGCAUUGAUUCCCCUAGUUUGCUGCCUUUUGCUGGAUCUGUAUUUAUUGUCCAAAUUUACCAUUUUUCGUGUAAUGUGACGUCGGAUUCCUGUUUUUGAACACUAAUUGUGUUACUGCACACUUUUUAAUUGAAUUGUCAACUUGUAAAGUGUGAUUUUGACCUCUGGAUUUGGAAGUCUUCGUUGUGUUGCUUCACAAGUUCACUAGUACAGUACAGAUUCCAGUGGUGUAUGUUGAAAAACCCCAAGCUGUAGCGGGCUAUGCGCUGCUGGCUGCCGGGGUACUGCGGGGGAGCCGAUGCUGCACGCUACGCUGUUUGAUUACAAGGUGUGCUUUGGAGAUGGAAUCAUCAGAAAAUGGCAACCACGGCAAACCUAAAGAAGGCAAAAAGAAGAGGAAAACUGGUAGCCGGUGCAUCGUAUAUGGAUGCGGGAAUACCAUAUAUCAGGGUUUCGCUAUGCACCAAAUGCCAGGAAAGAUGCCACUAGGGCAAGAACGAUUUGAUAGCAUUCAGAAACAGUGGAUUGCUUUCAUUGGGAGAAAAAGAAAAUUUGACUAUAAAGAUGCAAAACAAUAUGCAAAAAUAUUUGUAUGUAGUGGCCACUUCCUGCUUGAAGACUACGAGCCAACACAAGUAGAAAUGUAUAGGAGAAGACUAAGGACACGACCACCAUCGUUAAAGGCUGGUUCUUCUCCUUCUUUGGAUAUUGCUGUACAGCCAUUCCCAUCCGACUGGUUCUUGCCUUCACCAUCUUCACUUCUGUCUUUGGGAUCAAUACCACCUUCAGGCACAUCAACAGCGGAUAGUCCAUGCUCUGAGGUCGCCAGUGCCAGCUGUUCAGUACCACCUACACCUGCCAUUAAUGCACCACCUUCAAGUGAUUUCCAAAGUGCGUCUCUCUUGGCCCUUGGUCCUGAUAAGCCAAAGCGAAGCCGCAAGGAAUCCAUAUACAUCAGAAAAAGAGAAGCUGAUGCACUGUUCAUUGAAUAUGCCAGACAAGCAGAGGAAGAACAAGCCCAAGACAUUCUUGAUCGCUCAAAAGGAGAACAGUGUGGCGUCAGAACUGCUGAUCGCAAAGUUGGAAUUCGUGUACAGAAACGUUCCUGCAAAGUUCAUGUAAAGCCGAAGACCAUGUCAAAAGGAACUCAAGUAAACAUGACACAGAAGACACAUAGUCAGCAUCCAGUAGGCCUUCAGAUUUCAGAUGCUGGUACUCAAACUGAGACAACUAAUACACAGGACAAGGAUGAGGAUAUGCUGGAUGAAGAACCUGAUGAGGAUCCAGACUUUGAGAUAGGUUCAGAUUCGGAUGAGAAGAAAGAUCCAACCUACAAGCCAGGCACAUCCAAAAGAAAUAGAAGCUCAUCAGAUGAGGAAACAUACAAAGUGACCAAAUCAGAUGAUGUACUGAAAGAAGAAAAGUACAUAGUAUUUGAAUCCAACCUGUUUGCCUUGUUCAACAGUUGCUUCAGUUGUCUUUCUAGUGAUGUGCAGGUUGAGAAGAUAUGCCCUAGAUCUUUUGGCUCACAGAUUAAGAUCAGGCAAACAUGUCUGAAGUGCUGUAGGAUUAAGGAGUGGCACAGUCAACCAAGAGUUGGGAAUGUUUCUGCUGGAAAUUUGCUGUUGUCUGCAGCCAUUUUGUACGGUGGAGCCAGUCCAACCAAAGUAUUGCGAGUAUUCCAGCAUAUGAAUUUGAAGGCAGUCACAAACAACACCUUCCUGGAAUAUCAAUCUACGUACUUACAGCCAGCCAUCAUUAGGGUGUAUGAACGAGAGCAAAGGUCUCUCCUCAGAGAGUCAAGAGGGGAAAAACUGAUCUUGGGAGGAGACGGCCGUGCUGACUCACCAGGCCAUUCUGCCAAAUAUGGCAGCUAUGCCCUUAUGGACAUGAAAACAAAGAAGAUCGUUGAUGUGGAGCUUGUGCAGAGCAAUGAGGUGACAAGUUCAAACGCCAUGGAGAAAGAAGGUUUGGCAAGGGGAUUGGCGAAGCUUUAUGGAAUGGGAGUGGAGGUAGGAACCCUCAUCACAGAUCGACAUGCCUCGGUGGCUAAGUGGUUACGGGAGACAUACCCAGAGAUUGAUCACCGUUAUGAUGUUUGGCAUAUCGCAAAAGGAGUGAGGAAGAAAAUCACAGCUGUAUCAAAGCUGAAGAAUUGCGAGGUAGCUCACAUGUGGAAGCAGUCGAUGAUCACCCACAUAUACUGGUCUGCUGCAUCUACUCCGGAUGGGGAUGGGAAUAUGAUGGUAUCGAAAUACAAGUCUGUCUUCAACCACAUGAGAGAUGUGCAUGUUCAUGAAGGCGUGUAUCCUAAGUGCGGCCAUGAUGAUGAAUACCCUCCACGUGAAUGGAUGAGAGAAGGAACAAAAGUCUAUGAGAAGUUGUCUGAAGAGCUGCUGAAAACUCGCCUGCUGAAUGACAUGAAGAAAAUGUCACCUCUCGCACAAACCAGUUCGGUGGAAUCCUUCCAUAGCGUCCUCCUGUACUGGUGUCCAAAGAUGCUGGCAUACUCUUAUGCUGGGAUGAAAUGCAGACUGUAUCUUGCAGCUCUGCACUGGAACGAGAAUUCAGACCGCUCUCAAGCAACAAAGUCUGAUGGGUCACCAAUCUACCGUGUCACCUAUCAGAAAGCCAAAGAAGGUCGUCAAACUGUCAGCAAGGUGCUAACUGCAUGUACUUUUGAGUAUGUGAAUGCUUUGAUGGUGGAGACAGUACGACUCGUUUCUGGAAAGCAGAAACUCCGCUCUGAAAUGGAAGAGCUGCAAAACAAACCGCCACUGUCAUCGAAAUAUGAGAGGCCAGACAGGGAGGAGGCUAUUCAGAAGGCACUAGCACAUCAUCGAUUUGCCAUGGAAUAGAAGGAAUAGAAUCGACUGUGUUUAGAAUACUAUUUCCUUUAUUACUGAAAGUUUCACUUGUCUUUUAUCACUGCUGGAACCAUUAGUUUGUUUGAAGCAUCAGUUAGUGUUGUAUGAAAUGUUGAAAAGAAAAAUCCCUGAUCAAGCUAAUUAGAUUGACUAGCUCUGUUUAUAUUUUUCUCGACAGUUAUUUUGCUUUUCCCAAGUCCAACUAUGUCAUUCAUCCUCAGUUGUAGUCUUGAUUUGUAUGCAUUUGUAAAUAUUAAUAAGUGUGGCAAUGUCAUGAUAAUGUGAUAGGCAGGACAAGACAACUGAAAGAUAUAUUCUAAAUUCUAUUUCAGGGGUAUUACAGAGAUAUCCGUUGAUUCUAUUUCUUUUCGAUAGUAAUUUGACUUGGGGUGUCAUCUUGUUACUGUGAGCAAAGGUUAAAAAAAAAAUUCACCAAUCUACAUUGUACUUGCACAAUAGUACAUUGUAUUUUCUCUCUACCAUCAAAGAUCAAACUGUGACCCAUAAUGGUCAGUAAAAGUAACUUUAGAACCAUGGUUUAUGCUGAUUCUAUGCACUGAAUUACCGGAGCUUAUUAGCUAUACAAACAGGUAUUUCUCAUGCAGAUGUUUUUCAUAUUACACAUCAGUCUAAGCACAUUCAUAUGCAUGAAAUUCAGUAGGGAAAUCACAUUUGUUGAGCAAUGCCCGUGUUAGCUGGAAAAGUCUGCUGUGAAUAGGUAUACUUUUUCCUGUGGUGUCUUUGUUAGCUGUAUAAUGUAUAUACAUGAUUUUUUUUUUUCAAUUUAAAUGCCAGCACAGGUCAAUUAGUUUGUGUGGGCUAGACUGGCCCAUACCGGCUUCUAUUGUUGUGAACCUACAUACUUUUCAGCAUAUGAACAAAUCUUUUGGCACUGAAAAAAAUUCCUGUCUCCUUACAUCUAACUUAGUGUAACAGCAUAGAUAUGGCAGCCUCUGCCUGUACUAUUAUGAUAAAGCUUGACCAAACUGUAUGAUUUGUUGAUAAAAAAUGUGUUUUCAAUUUUUUGUUAUUUUGAUGAUGUGAAUAUCCGUGGGAGUACUUCUGCCAAAGUAAUAGAAUAUACAAGUAGCUGUAUGUAAGAAAAGUGUAGGCAGUCUGUUGUGAAUAAUACAACAUUGCUUGAUAAUAUCAGGAGGAAGUACUGGCUAGAAGCAAGGUGUUACAUUGCAUUAAAAACAGUUUGUGUUGUCAAACAAAUGGAAUGGUCCUUGUUUUGAUAAAAUUUGUAACCACAUCUACACUUUGUUGAAUUGGCAAGACUGCUAAAUUUUGAUUGGUAUGUAAAAGAGCACUUUGAUGGAGGCAGUUGAAUAAAUGAUUUCAUAUCAAAGUUAUUAGUAUUUAUUUUUGUAUUUAUGUAUAGUAUUUUUUUUUUUUGUUCACAAGUACAUUUAUCCUUUCACAAUACAUUUCAUACAUUCAUAUCCGUUCUACUAGUGAGUUUGAUAGUAUGAUAAAGCUUUCUAUUCUCUGCAGAUAUAUUCUGAAAAUGUCAUAUUUGAAAAAAAAUAUACCCCAAUGUUAACUGGCAAUUUGAAAAAAUAGGUCAUCGUGUAUUUAUCAUGUUAUAAAUGGGAUAGCAGUGAUAUGUUGAUUUCUGUCCUUGAUUGCGCAGUGGAUUACAAGGAUCAUUGCACUGUAAGUUUGGUCAGGUUAUUUGGUGAGCUUCAUUUAUCAUUUUACGAAUCCACACCUUUAUGCUCAUGAAACUUGACCCAUCUUACAUGGUCUCAUUUUAAAGCCUACCCCCCGUCCCUAUUUUUUUUUUACUCUGAGCCUGAAUGUGCCUAUGUGUUGGAAGAAAGUUACAUGUAGUAUUGAUUGUACAGUCAACCUUGCAGAAGUUAAAUGGUUGCCAUUGAAUGUUUUUAAAGUCAUCCCACUGAUCUUAAACCUUCACAGGUGGAAAAAAUUAAGUCCAAACUUUUUAUUUAAUUCCUGGAUUUGACUUAGGCAAGGUUGACAUGCAAUAACACAGGUCAGCUUUGGUUGAUGCUUUCAGUAGGUGCUGGUUUGGUGUGUGAUCAUGUAGAAACUAACAAGGGGCCACAACACAAAGCUUAGCAAUGAUCAUAGAUCAUCUUUCUACAAUUGAUUGUAUUGACUACAAUGUAGAUUAAUAGCUAACCUUUGCGUUAUGGGACCAUGGUGUGCAAGGGGCAGCAAUACAAGAAGAUUUUGCAAAGGGCCAAU